Mya arenaria is the source of this 2595-nucleotide messenger RNA. Its product is annotated as transmembrane protein 26-like. The record is from RefSeq and is a predicted model, not a curated record. Lineage: Eukaryota; Metazoa; Mollusca; Bivalvia; Myida; Myidae. The transcript has 3 exons. The coding region runs from base 347 to 1327 and encodes 326 amino acids.
UUUCCGAAAAUGUAUUUAGAAAUGAAAUAUUCAUUUCAAGCAGAAAUCAGAUGGCACUGAGAAAAUUUUAAAAAGCAUAGCGGAAAACAAUAAAAUUAUUAUUACGUGUCCCAUUAAAACUAAAAAAAUAAUUAAAUACGACUUAAAAAUGAACGAAUCAAUCAAUUGAAGAAAGGGAGGCAUUGAAACAAUUAAAUGAAGAAAGACAGAAGUGAAACAUUUGGAUUGAGGUUGGAAUGAAAUAAUUAAAUAGGAGGCCGAGUCAAGCAAUUCAAUAUAAGAAAGGCUAAACUAUUUUUGAGAAGGUUUCAAAAUAUUGAAGAAAAUACAUUGAAAAUAAAAGAAGAUGAGAAGUAAAUCACAUAACGGCAAAUAUAGACAUACAGAAGGUGUUAAUGGUGUUAGAAAAAAUGGUGAUCAAGAAAAUGGAGGACAAUGUCAGGGUACUGGGGAUAAAUGGUUCCAACUCAUUCUCCUAAGACUUUUUAUGAUUACCCAUAACGUCUUGGCGACAUGGAGACUUGUCAUUUCCACAGGAAACUCGAGGUUCUGGGUGCUGUCUUUUUUUGUUAUUUUCAUUGUUAUCGAUGGCUUUUAUCAAGGAAAGAACGAAUGUUUUACAGAGGAAUUAAACAAAAACAAAACAGAAAGCUUCUGCAGUUACAAAAAGAUGCGCCCGGUUGUGGCUGCUUAUUUGCUUUGUAUUCUUCCUGUGAUUUGGGUUCUGCAAUUACACGAAUACGUCUUGGCAAUCAGUUCACUUGAUGAAAUUACGACGACAGUAACGACAACAACGGUAGCAGGAGCAACAUCAGCCAGUACGACUACAGGAGCGUCAACCACAGCAGGGUUUUUGACAUCAUUGGAGGGGACGAUUCUAAGCAUACAGAACCAGACAUGGAUCGUUGUAAUGCAGGAAACGAUGAUUUAUGUACUUGUUGUCGCGCGAGCCAUAGAGGAACGUGGCCUUUCAGACAAACUACUCGAACUUCUCGGAGCUGCAGCUGAUACCAUGGAACUUUUUGCGUUAUUUGAUGAAGACGAAAUUGUAACUAGCCUUCCUACGACGAUUAUUAUUCUUACCGUUUGGACAAUCAGUCUCAUUCAGUUUAUACCGAAGCUUCAGGAUUCUCAAGAAUAUAUUUCAACAAUGUGCCUUCAGGAUGGUCCAUUUUUGGUGUUACGUGUUUCCAUUACAGUCGGACUGCAGUUCAUUUCAUACAGCUUGACUUUUUUUGUCAUCAAAAAUGUAGUAGUUCUUGUCCUUAUGACGUACAAACUUUCGAACGAAAAAAAGGAUAAGCGAAAAGUAAAUGUAGGAAAGUGAAUAAAGCAGUAUCACGUCAAUAUUCGUGUCAAAUUUCAGUCCAAAUAUCAAUUUAUAUUACGACAUAAGAGCAUGGUAUGAAUCCACAUACAGUACGACGAGUAUUUUACUUUUUAAAAGCGUAUUUUCUCACAUAAUGUGAGCCUCUGUUCUAUAUUGCAAGGACAAACUUAUUCAAGAGUAAAACAUGUACCUGAGGUUUUGCUCAAAAACAAUGAGUUGUACUCAAUUACAUUUUUUUCAGAUUGUUUUCCUUGGUGUCCUGACCAAAUCUUUUAUCAACAUAAUUUAGGAGAGAAAAGCGCUUUGAAAAUGGAUGAAACAUGUACAAUAUUCAACAAACAACCUGAAGAACAAAACUGUUAAUGUAAUAUUUUAAAAUGAGUUACGACUGAGAUCGAAAUUUCAACUGAGUAUUUUUUGUGACAUGUUUAAUGCAUUUUGUAAUGAUAAAAGUAUGAAAAUUACAGUAUCGAGCUAACUGAGAAUGUUCAGUGACAUCUACAAUAAUGGAAACUUCAUUGAUAGCACUGUGAUUUUAUAUUUGAAAUAAUUAGGGGAACAAAAAAAACUCUGCGACAAAAACAGGAGAUUUUUAAAGAAAACUGAAUAUCAAUUUGAACACAAUACAAAUAAUCCCCUGUGAUACCGUUUCCAAUUAUUCAUUCCUCAGAAACAUAACUCGAUCGUCUGUUUAUGAAGUGUGUGUGUGUGUGUUUUGUAGGUAAGAUUAGUGUGAGGCCUUACUUCCGACUUUCAAGUGUUGAUAAACGUUGACAAACAUAUUUUAUGCUUCCGCAAGUAACAUUAUUAUGUCUUUGCAAGUAUGUAUUUUAAGGGUGAGAUUGAUUGAAUGGUAUAGGUGUCCAUAUUUCAUCCAAGUGGAUGUCGAUCACGAUUAGAUCCUCACUUUAGGUAAUUUCUUAUAGCUUCUCCAAAAAGGACACCAGUACUGCUUUUUAUCAAGGAAACGGACUCGAGCGGGAUUAAAAUAAGCUUUCAGCUGUUUCUCCCACCCCAGAUAAGUGCUGGAAAUGCUGGAAUCCUUUCCUUGCUCACGGGCAAAGUUUAAAAGUACCCGUAUGGAACUUCAUUUUUUCAUUACGCAUAAAAGAUUUAUAAAUGUGCUUAUCUUUAUAUCUAAUUCAACAAUACUGUACCUUAAGAUGUGAUAUAAAAAUGUGAGCUUAUUUUCGCACUAUUUUCGCAUGUACAUUCACUUGACAUAUAUACUAUGUUUGGACGGUGUACGUAUGUAUUUGUCCUAA